Molecule: messenger RNA, 2175 nt
Organism: Sphaeramia orbicularis (orbiculate cardinalfish)
Lineage: Eukaryota; Metazoa; Chordata; Actinopteri; Kurtiformes; Apogonidae
Gene: gas2a
Product: growth arrest-specific 2a
Exons: 9
Coding region: 231-1319 (362 amino acids)
Biological process (GO): actin crosslink formation
Cellular component (GO): actin filament
Molecular function (GO): cytoskeletal adaptor activity; microtubule binding; actin filament binding
Source: RefSeq, a predicted model, not a curated record
AGCAGCAGCAGCAGUGUGCAGGGUUAGUGUGUGUGUGCAGUCAGAUCUGUGCAAAUGCGCAGUGAGAAAGACCUCCCCGGUCCAUACUGGUUCACUAGUUUGGAGCUAUAACCUGUAGGUCGCUGCACCGCGGUGAAAAGCAUGAAAACUGGGAUCCAGCAGUUCAGAGGACGAGAGAAAGGAAGGUACGCACCAAGGAGCUGAACCCUCAGGCCCAUCAACAGGGAACCAUGUGCAGCUUCCUGAGCCCCAAACAGCACAGCAGCCCCGGCCUGACGGACAUGCAGCAGUAUCAACAGUGGCUGACCAGUCGACAUGAAGCCAGCCUGCUGCCCAUGAAGGAGGACCUGGCCCUUUGGCUGUCAAAUAUGCUAACUGAGCAAGAUACCUCUGACCUGCUGUGGUCAGAGAUCAAAGAUGAAGAAGACUGCAGAGGUCUGGAAAUCACCGCUGAGAGCUUCAUGGAUCGCUUAGACAAUGGUUUCCUGUUGUGCCAGCUGGCUGAGACACUGCAGGAGAAGUUUAGGCAAAGUAAUGGAGACCUGUCGGCUCUUGGCAACAGCAAGACUAUUCCCUAUCGGAGGAUACCGUGUCGGAAGAGUGCACCCUCUGGCUCUUUCUUUGCUCGUGACAACACAGCCAACUUCCUGUCGUGGUGUCGUGAGGUUGGAGUUGGAGAAACAUGUUUGUUUGAAUCAGAGGGUUUAGUUCUUCAUAAACAGCCUCGAGAAGUGUGCCUUUGUCUGUUAGAAUUGGGACGGAUAGCAAGCAGGUACAACGUGGAGCCUCCUGGCCUUAUAAAGCUGGAGAAAGAGAUUGAACUGGAAGAGAAAGCACCUCUACCUCCUCCCUCACCUGUGUCCCCAGUUCAGCCCCUCCCUCCAUCUCCAUCCUCAUCUCCUUCCCCAUCUCCUUCCCCUUCCCCAUCCCCAUCUCCAUCCCCGACUCCCACCAAAGUCACCUCUAGCAAGAAAAGUACAGGAAAGCAGUUGGAUGAUGCUGUACGGCAUAUCGCUAAUGAUCCUCCCUGUAGGUGUUCAAAUAAAUUCUGUGUAGAGAGGCAGUCAAUGGGUCGAUAUCGUGUUGGGGAGAAGAUGCUUUUCAUCCGGAUGCUGCACAAUAAGCAUGUGAUGGUGCGAGUUGGAGGAGGCUGGGAGACUUUUGAGAGCUACCUGCUGAAACACGACCCGUGCCGCAUGCUCCAAAUUUCCAGAGUGGAGGGAAAGUUGUCUCCGGUCAGCAGCAAGUCCCCUAAUAUUAAGGACCUCACCCCUGACAGCUACCUGGUGGUAGCAGCAAACCAUCGCAGCAAAAAGUAAAGACCUGGGACUGAGAUGUUUUCAGUAGUAGAAGGAAAAAGACACAGAUGGUACAAAUAGGGACAUGUGGAAAUGUCUCUGAGCAUUAAAGCUGUAAACACAACAUCCACGGAAAGUAUAGUAGAAAUGGUUUUGUAUGUGAUAUCAAAAAGUAGUGAAACUGAUGCACAUUGUGUUGUGAGAUUGAUAAUAUGUUUCACAUUUUAUUUAGUUUAAUGAUACAAGAACCAGCUUUGAAAAUUUAAUCAUAACAUUAAAAUGAGGUAACUGGGGUAGAGGUUGUAUAUUUUCAUGAAAAUUUCUUCUUUUUUUUCAAUUACUAAUUGUAUUUUAAGCAAUAUAUCCUUAUAGUAAGUAGAUUCUUUGUAGUUUUAGCCCAUGUAGUUCAGACUGUUCAGGAAGAGUCUGGAAAUCAGUUCAGAAUCUCAGAGCUGCAAAUUGGACAAUGACCAUUGGUAUUAGCAGAAGUAGAGAACUUACUACCAAAAGAAAUGUAUUAAACAAAGCUUUACAAGAUGACCCACUAAACAGUAUAAUACUCCACCAAAUCUCUCUUAGUGACCAAACAGAGUUUUUCUCAAUAACAUUUAAAAGGCAACGCUUUAAUUGUUUACAUGUUAAAUAAUGACUCUAUGCAGUUCACAUUUGUAUUGUUAUAAUGUCUGUUAAUUAUUAAUCAGAAUAUUUUGUGGUUCCUUUCAUUAUAAUUGUAAACACAUGGACAAUCACCUACAGAAAAUGCAGUAUGUAGUUUCAUUGAACUUACUGAUAAAACUCUUUGUUUUGUUAAUUUGUUGUACUUUACUGACCUCUAGAGGCAAAGCGAUGUUUUCAAAUAAAGUGCAUAUUAUGACUC